UGGUGACGGAUUUGACCAGCAAUUCUCUGCAACUAGGUUUUCGCGGGGCUGGCAGGCCUCGCAAUUACUCGUCAGAGGAUGUUGCGCGUGAUUAGCUGGAACAUCAAUGGGAUCCGGAGCCCCCUGCAAGGUUUGGUGAAAGAGGAUCCCAGCAGCUGUACCUCCGUAGACAUGGGGCUCAUUUUGGACAAGCUGGACGGUGACAUCGUCUGUCUUCAGGAGACCAAAGUGACCCGUGAUGUGCUGACAGAGCCUUUGGCUAUCGUGGAAGGCUAUAAUUCCUACUUCAGCUUUAGCCGCAACCGGAGUGGCUAUUCUGGUGUAGCCACCUUCUGUAAGGACAGUGCUACCCCAUUUGCUGCUGAAGAAGGCCUGAGUGGCCUACUUAGCACUCAGAAUGGUGCCAUAGGUUGCUAUGGAAACAUGGAUGAAUUCUCCCAUGAGGAACUUCGGGCUCUGGAUAGUGAGGGCCGGGCCCUCCUCACACAGCACAAAAUCCGCAUAGAGGAAGGAAAGGAGAAGACCUUGACCUUAAUCAAUGUUUACUGUCCCCACGUGGACCCUGGAAAACCUGAGCGACUGGUCUUUAAGAUGCGCUUCUAUCGCUUGCUACAGAUCCGCGCAGAAGCCCUCCUAGCAGCUGGCAGCCAUGUGAUCAUUCUGGGUGACCUGAAUACAGCCCAUCGCCCCAUUGACCAUUGGGAUGCAGUCAGCAUGGAAUGCUUUGAAGAGGACCCAGGGCGCAAGUGGAUGGAUGGCUUGCUCACUAACCUGGGGUGCCACGAUGGGUCCCACGUAGGACCCUUUAUUGAUAGCUACCGCUGCUUUCAGCCAAGGCAGGAGGGGGCCUUCACCUGCUGGUCAACAGUCACUGGUGCCCGGCAUCUUAACUAUGGCUCCCGGCUUGACUAUGUGCUGGGGGACAGAAACCUGGUCAGAGACACCUUUCAGACCUCCUUUCUGUUGCCUGAGGUGAUGGGCUCUGACCAUUGUCCUGUGGGUGCAGUCCUGAGUGUGUUCCCUGUACCUGCAAAGCAGUGCCCACCUCUGUGCACCCGCUUUCUCCCUGAGUUUGCAGGCACUCAGCUGAAGAUCCUUCGCUUCCUAGUUCGUCUGGAACAAGAUCCUGUGUACAAGCAGUCGGCGCUGCAACUCAGCAAUCAAAUACAGGUACAGAAGCGCCAGAGCAAGGCCUGUGUACGCUCAACUAGGCCUUGGCCAAGUCAGGUUCGCUUCAGCAGAGGCCAAAAAAACUUGAAGAGCUAUUUCAAACCAUCCUCUAACUGUGCUCAAUCUUCUCCUAACCUGGAGCCUCCAAACCUGGAUGGCCUUGUGACUCCAAAGACACCAGAAGAGGAAGUGAUGGCCAAAGUGGUGGUGCAGACAAAGGCAUCAGAUUCAGAAGCCAAAGCUAAAAAGGAGGUGCAGACCUCAUUCUGGAAAUCCGUGCUUGGGGGCCCUUUGCCUAUGCCCCUCUGUGAGGGACACAAGGAGCCAUGUGUGUUACGAACUGUGAAGAAGCCAGGACCCAAUCUGGGCCGCCAUUUCUACAUGUGUGCCAGGCCCCAGGGUCCUCCCACUGACCCCUCCUCCCGCUGCAACUUCUUCCUUUGGAGCAGGCCCAGCUGAACCAACCUAGGCCUAGGGAUAUCUGAUACGGUCAGUUCUUCUGUACUGCCUUCUCCUCCCUGAAGACCUCUCUCUUUCCUUUCCUUCCCUUCACUUUUUCCCUCCUCUCAGGUCUCUUCCUUGCUCUUCUUCAUGCCUGUCUCCAAAUGUCUCCUUCAUGCCUGUCUCCUAAUGUGCCUUAAAACUGACUCAGGCCCAUACCCCACUUCUGACUUUCCUGUCAGAAGUACACAGGAAGAAGUUACUCUGGAAGGUGUGAUUUUUAAACCCCUUCCUUCCUUUCUGGGAAAUGUGUUUGUGUUUAAAUAAAAUUUGUCUAUUUCUUUUA
Condylura cristata (star-nosed mole) is the source of this 1957-nucleotide messenger RNA. RefSeq names its product APEX nuclease (apurinic/apyrimidinic endonuclease) 2 (gene APEX2). Gene Ontology annotation, biological process: base-excision repair. Gene Ontology annotation, cellular component: nucleus. The record is from RefSeq and is a predicted model, not a curated record. NCBI's taxonomy places the organism in Eukaryota, Metazoa, Chordata, Mammalia, Eulipotyphla, Talpidae. Gene Ontology annotation, molecular function: DNA-(apurinic or apyrimidinic site) endonuclease activity; double-stranded DNA 3'-5' DNA exonuclease activity; zinc ion binding. Bases 79 to 1629 code for a protein of 516 amino acids. The transcript is spliced from 6 exons.